UGCCCAUAAAGUAAACUAAUAAAUCAGUACAGAAAGAUGUAUCCUUUACUUGGGAAAUCGAAUUUUCUCUUUACCAACUUCAAUGCUAAAGGCAGCGGAAUGGAUGGGCAUCGAGCUUUUUUGUUGAUUCCUUUUCCUUUGGUCUCUUAAAUUUUGAUGAGCAAUCAGAUGCCAUCUCGUGCAUAAGCCGCUUCCCAGUUCUUCUUCCAGAUUUCUUUUCAGGUAAGAGCUUUUCCUUGGACUUUUGCGUGUGGAGAUUUCAUUUGUUGAUCGACGAACUGUUGUAUGGUCUAAUUUCCACUUCUCUAGCGAGGGAUUGUUCAAAUUCAUAUUCUUGGCAGGCAUGCAUGCGACUGACAUUGUGAUUUAUUUGCAUUUUGUUCCCAUGGUUGAGAAAUUUGAUACCUUGGUUGCAACCCAUAUUACCCAUCUGGUUGUUUCGCGUUCGCAUUGAAGAACAUGGUCUGCGAGUCUGUUCUUGUUAUGCCUUCUGCCAGGAUUAAACAAAUGUUUAAAUUGCUCAUCAGGUCUUCAAGAAGGCAAAUUUAUCAGUUAUUUUCGGCUUCGCUAAUCAAUUAUCAAUGUCUUCGUUUUUCUGUUGUUUCUUCAAAUUCCUUAUAGGGCAACUGAACUGUGUAAAUUCAGUAGAAGGUAGUGGAAGAUACUGUUAUUGGAAUCAUGGGUAGUCCAAAGAGGAGAGUUGCAUUUGUGCUGAUUGAUGGAAUAGGUGACGUUUCAUUGCCAAGGUUGGGUUACAAGACUCCUCUGGAAGCAGCCUGUGUUCCCAACUUGGAUGCUAUUGCAUCGGCUGGAAUAAAUGGUCUGAUGGACCCUGUUGAAGUCGGUCUUGGUUGCGGGAGUGACACUGCACACCUUUCUUUACUGGGUUAUGAUCCUCGAGUGUACUACAGGGGUAGAGGCGCAUUUGAGUCUAUGGGUGCUGGAUUGGCAAUGUCACCUGGUGAUAUUGCGUUUAAGUCAAACUUUGCAACAUUGGAUGAGAAAACUGGAAUAGUUACCAGUAGAAGAGCUGACAGGCAUUUUGAAGAAGAAGGCCCAAUCCUAUGUGAAGCAUUGGAUGGCAUGAAGUUGCCAUCUUUCCCCGAGUAUGAGGUUAGGGUUAGGUAUGCCACAGAACAUAGAUGUGGAGUUGUUGUCAAAGGGCCAAAGUUGAGUGGAAAUAUAUCCGGAACUGACCCACUUAAGGACAACCGUCUACUUCUAAAGGCUGAAGCUUUAGAUGAUACUGAUGAGGCGAAGCAUACAGCUGCUGUUGUUAAUGAAUUAUCUAGGGAGAUCUCGAAAAUCUUAGUUUCUCACCCAUUGAAUUCCCAAAGAGCUGCAGAAGGGAAGAACAUUGCCAACCUUGUCCUAUUACGAGGAUGUGGUAUCCGAAUUCAGGUUCCUUCAUUUGAAAAGAAGCAUGGAUUAUGGCCGUGCAUGGUGGCUCCAACUAAAAUUAUAGCUGGCUUGGGCAUGUCAUUGGAUAUUGAUAUUCUGGAAGCUCCUGGGGCAACAGGAGACUAUAGAACACUGUUGACUUCGAAAGCAACUGCUAUAGCCAAGGCACUUAGUGCUCCUUCUAGUUCAACUCCCAAUGUAUUUGUACCAGGAGAGGAUGAACACAAACCAGGCCGAUCAGAUGGGUACGAUUUCGGGUUUCUCCACGUUAAGGCAAUAGAUGAUGCAGGACAUGAUAAAGCGAGCAUUUUCAAAGUGAAGGGAUUGGAAGCUGUGGAUAAAGCAAUAGGGCAGCUGGCCAAGCUCCUCUGGCAAGCAGAAUGCACUGGAGACUUUCAAUAUUACCUUUGUGUCACGGGAGAUCACUCAACCCCAGUUGAAUACGGUGAUCAUAGCUUUGAACCAGUUCCAUUUGCAAUCUGCAAGUUGAAAGACUUUGUGGGUGCUAGGGGCGGGGAAUCCAUGGUUUUGGAAACGUCUCUCGACUCAUUUCCUCUUCCAAUCGUCAAAGAUCACGGUGAAGAGUAUAGUAAGGACUUGCACAAUGAGAGAUCUGGAGAACAACAGCUCAAGGCUUUCCAAGGUGAUUCAGUUUGCGAAUACAGUGAGAUAGCAGCAGCAAGGGGGUGUCUUGGUCGAUUUCCAGGUGGAGAAAUGAUGGGUAUCAUUAAAUCAUUUCUUGCACUAAACUCAUGAGUUAGCCCUUUGGGGUACCCGCCAGGAUUUCAGAAGCCGAGCAUCUUCUCUGUCGGAUUAGCUCAAGAUAGCAAGGCAGAAACCAUUUGACAUGAUCACUGUACAUAGAAAGUUUUGGGCCCUUCCUGGGGACCUUUUCGAACAUUUUCGCUGCUUCCAUCUCAUUUCGCACAAGUCAUUUUCGUUCCAACUGGAAUCUACCUUUCCAAGCUGAAUUGUACUACUGUUGCAUGUCUAUGGCCAUGCUCUGAAUCUUGGACUGAAUAAAAAAGAAAAUAACAAAUCGAAUCACGACAU
Messenger RNA from Linum trigynum, 2454 nucleotides. The record is from the annotation of a GenBank genome assembly. NCBI's taxonomy places the organism in Eukaryota, Viridiplantae, Streptophyta, Magnoliopsida, Malpighiales, Linaceae.